Gopherus evgoodei (Goodes thornscrub tortoise) is the source of this 6497-nucleotide messenger RNA. It is a transcript of the gene ADAM22, whose product is annotated as ADAM metallopeptidase domain 22. Bases 270 to 3260 code for a protein of 996 amino acids. The record is from RefSeq and is a predicted model, not a curated record. Gene Ontology annotation, molecular function: metalloendopeptidase activity. The transcript has 33 exons. Gene Ontology annotation, cellular component: postsynaptic density membrane. Gene Ontology annotation, biological process: proteolysis. Lineage: Eukaryota; Metazoa; Chordata; Testudines; Testudinidae.
AGGGCUCUGAAUGUGGAUGAGGAGAGAUGGGAGGAGCAUGAAUUUAUUUAAGCUACAGCAAACCACCCAAUGCAGUAAAAGAUCCUGAAGGCUAACGGAAACCAGUAAAACACAAUGCGGUACUGAGGGAGCAGCAGCAAUGCACGGCUGGACAUAGAACACACAGGAUAGAGGGGGCGAAAGCACAAAGCUGCUCAAUAUUGGACCAUGCAGACCAGUCUCUGAUAAUUUCCAAGGCGGGUGGGUGGGGGGAACUGAAGGACACAGCCAUGCAGCUGGCUGCUUAUCUGCUCUCCUUGAUGUUCUGUGCCUUGGGGACCUUCUCUCUGGUUCAUUCCAGGCAGGAAGGAGCCGCCUUGUUGACGGAGAUGGAGAGAAGGGCUGAAAACCGAUUUCUGGAGAGGCAGAAUAUCGUCCCCCUCCGCCUGAUCCCCCGCCCGGAAGACGGCACCCAGACUGAGCACGGGGUGCUCAACACUCGGGUCAGCAGCAGCUCGGAUCGGAAGCAGUCCACUCAUGUUGCCCGUGCCAGCUUCCAGGUUGAUGCAUUUGGGUCAUCAUUCAUUCUAGAUGUAAUGCUAAACCAUGAUCUGCUGUCUUCAGAAUACCUUGAGAGGCAUAUCGAGCAUGGAGGAAAGACAAUGGAAGUUAAAGGAGGAGAGCAUUGCUAUUACCAGGGCCAAAUCCGAGGAAACUCAGAAUCAUUUGUUGCCUUGUCAACAUGCCAUGGACUUCAUGGGAUGUUCUGUGAUGGGAAUCAUACUUAUCUUAUUGAGCCAGAAGAAAACUACACUUCACAUGAGGAUUUCCAUUUCCACUCUGUUUACAAAUCCAGGUUAUUUGAAUUUCCUUUGGACGACCUGCCAUCUGAAUUCUGGCAAAUGAACACCACAUCACAGAAGUUCGUUGUAAAGCCAAGACACAAAAGGAGUAAAAGACAGGUUCAUCAGAUUUCACGUAAAGUUGAGGAGGAAACAAAAUACAUUGAGUUAAUGAUUGUGAAUGAUCAUCUAAUGUGUAAAAAACAUAGAUUAUCAGUCGGCCAUACGAACAGCUAUGCUAAAUCAGUGGUGAACAUGGCAGAUUUAAUAUAUAAAGAACAACUUAACACCAGGAUAGUAUUGGUUGCCAUGGAAACCUGGGCUACUGAUAACAAGUUCACCAUAUCUGAAAACCCAUUGGUGACUCUACGUGAGUUUAUGAAAUAUAGGAGAGAUUUUAUCAGAGAGAAAAGUGAUGCGGUUCACCUUUUUUCGGGGAGUCAAUUUCAGAGCAGUCGGAGUGGUGCAGCCUACAUUGGUGGAAUUUGUUCACUUUUGAAAGGUGGAGGUGUGAAUGAAUUUGGAAAGCCAGACUUACUUGCAGUGACAUUGGCACAGUCGUUAGGCCACAAUCUUGGCAUUUUCUCAGAUAAAAGAAAACUACUAACUGGUGAGUGUAAGUGUGAGGACACAUGGUCUGGAUGUAUAAUGGGAGAUACUGGUUAUUAUCUUCCAAGCAAGUUCUCCAAGUGUGAUAUUGAGGAGUAUCAUGAAUUUUUGAACAACGGAGGUGGCGCCUGCCUCUUCAAUAAACCAUCCAAGCUUCUAGAUCCUCCAGAAUGCGGCAAUGGUUUUGUUGAAGAUGGAGAAGAGUGUGACUGUGGUACUACUGCAGAGUGUGCCAUUGAAGGAGGAGGUUGCUGUCAUACAUGCACCCUAACUGCAGGCUCACAGUGCAGCAAUGGGCUUUGCUGUAGAAAGUGUAAAUUUGAAUCUAAAGGAGUUGUGUGCCGAGAUGCGGUAAAUGAUUGUGAUAUUCCAGAAAACUGCUCAGGAAACUCCAGCCAGUGUUCUCCCAAUAUGCACAAAAUGGAUGGGUAUUCAUGUGAUAACAAACAGGGUAUUUGUUUUGGAGGAAGAUGUAAAACCAGGGAUCGGCAAUGUAAAUACAUCUGGGGUGAAAAAGUGACAGCUGCUGACAGAUACUGCUAUGAGAAACUGAAUAUUGAAGGGACUGAGAAAGGUAACUGUGGAAGGGGCAAGGACACUUGGAUACAGUGCAACAAACAGGAUGUGCUUUGUGGAUAUCUUCUGUGUUCCAAUAUCUCUAAUGUCCCAAGACUUGGAGAACUUGAUGGUGAAAUCACAUCUUCAGUCAUACAGCUGGGGAAAUCCUACAACUGCAGUGGUGGCCAUGUUAAGCUAGAUGAAGAGACAGACCUGGGCUAUGUUGAGGAUGGAACGCCAUGUGGCCCAGAGAUGAUAUGUUUUGAGCGCAGAUGUCUCCCCACUGAUUCCUUUAACUUCAGCAUCUGCCCAGGCACUACAGAUGACAAAAUUUGUUCAGGACAUGGAGUUUGCAGCAAUGAAAUCAAGUGUGUGUGUGAUCGAUUUUGGGUAGGAGAUGACUGCAACACCGCUUACAAAGAUGCUUCAAUUUUUGAUGAAGAAAUGGCAGGCAAAGGUGUUGUUAGUACAAAUAUAAUAAUAGGGGCUAUUGCUGGCACCAUUUUAGUGUUGGCUCUCGUUUUAGCAAUAACUGGAUGGGGUUACAAAAACUAUCGGCGACAGAGACAAAUACCACAGGGAGAUUAUGUAAAAAAGCCUGGAGAGGCCGACUCUUUUUAUAGCGACAUGCCUCCUGGAGUCAGCACAAAUUCUGCAUCUAGUUCUAAGAAGAGGUCUGCUUUUCUGUCGCAUUUUCAGAUUUCUACCUGUUCCAUCACCCAUUAUUCCAUUAGUCAGAACAUUUCAUUGUUUUGCAGCAGGUCAAAUGGAUUAUCUCAUUCAUGGAGUGAAAGGAUCCCAGACACAAAGCAUAUUUCAGACAUCUGUGAAAAUGGGAGACCUAGAAGUAACUCGUGGCAAGGUAAUAUAGGAGGAAACAGAAAGAAAAUCAGAGGCAAAAAAUAUAGGCCACGGUCUAAUUCAACUGACAGGGUAUCCCAUGUAUCUGAGCCCGGGCUUUCUCUCGCCCACCAAAUCCCGACCCAAGGCAUAAGCCAAGGGGGUUCUCACCACCCCCAUACAGGGAAUCGGGACCACAGGUAUUUAAACCCCUGGUUCAAAAGAGAAUAUAAUGUAGCUAAGUGGGUAGAAGAUGUGAAUAAAAACACUGAAGGACCAUACUUUAGGACUCUGUCUCCUGCAAAGUCUCCAUCUUCCUCUACUGGAUCUAUUGCCUCCAGCAGAAAAUACCCAUACCCAAUGCCUCCACUUCCUGAUGAGGAGAAGAAAGCUAACAGACCAAGUGCCAGGCUAUGGGAGACUUCCAUUUAGUUCUACAGUUUACCUGGGUGACAACAGAACUGUUUACUUCAAAUUUUAUAGAAACUCAGCAUCACUGAGUCAUUCAUCUGCUCUUCAGACAAUUUGAAAGAACAACAGAGAUACCAGUGAUCACAGAGAGAACCUGCUCUCAUAUCCAAGGGGAAAAAAACAACAUGUUUUGCUGUUGAUUAGAAUUCUAUUAAAUCUAUAAAAAAUAACCAAAAGUCACAAAAAUUAACAUGGGAUAAAUAGAUUGAAUAUGAUAAGAUUAUUCUGCAUGUUGACCAAUAUAUGUAGAAAUACAACUAAAACUCAUGUACAAAUCCCAAAUAAAAGAGGUUUUUCUUUGGUUUAUGCAGUCCCAAAUAACAACAAAAUUGAGUUCAGAAUUUUGUAUUCUGAAGCACGUGACCAAUGUAAACAUUAUGCUAUGUGCAUGAACCCUCGGUUCUUUACUUUCCACAAGUAAGGGGAAAACCACGUACUGUAGCAGAAAUUAGCAUGCAGGAGUAAGAAAUGUAGGAUUUUGCUACAGGAUCUUAAGUUUUGAGAGGCAUAAAACUUCAAACAAACAAAAACUAUAUCUUUUUUACCUUUCAUGUUUAUAAUCUCCAUAUAUAAAUUGUAUAUAUGUAAACAUUUUAAAAUGUGAAAACAGCUGUAACACACAUGUAUUUUGCCAAAUGCCUAAAGAAUCAAUCAUGACUGACAUCAUCACACUUCAAGUGUUCCGACUAUUAUGAGCAGACAGCUUUGGAAAUACAACAGUUCUAGUACUGUAAAUGUGUUUCUCAGCAGACUGGUGUUUGACCAAAAUCUCCACAAUCUGGGAAUAUAUUUGUUAUAAUCACCAGAAAAAUCAAAGUUCAAUAAUACUUUGUCUUAAAUCACCACCUAAGGAACCAGCAAAAAUAAGUUGUCUAAUAGUGUUGUUGUGUUUUUGUCUCUUCUCUCACACUGGUGUAAAUCAGGAGCAACCCCACUGAAAUCAGAGCUGGAGUCUUUAACUAAUAGUGAACAUACAUUUACUGGAAAUUGAGGAGUAAUUUAAGGUCGUCAGUUAAGGGGGUGGAAGUGGGGUCUCAAUGACAGAUUUGGGAUAUGUGUGUGUAAAGCACUUCAGACCCAAUGCUGGAGCAACUUGGCAGAGUAUACAGGUUGUGAUAGGCAUGAUGCUAUCAUAGUGCUAUACAAAAUCUGAAAGCUGGGCAACUGGCCGAUUCCUCCUCCACCCCCCCUUUUUUUUUCCUGCUAUUACUUGUACCAUGUAUUAGCAUACUGAGUGUCCGUCCACACUGCUCCUGGGAGUAAGUCUCGCAGCACAGGUAGCGGGACUCACACUAGCAAGGCUUGAGCUAGUGUGCUAAAUAUAGCUAUGUGGACUUUGCAGCUCCAGCGGAGACUCAGGCUACCCAUUUGAGCUGAAACCUAGAGGUCGGGUGGUCUUGAGCUCAGUUGGCUCCGGAGUCUCUGCCAGAGCCACAGUGUCCACACAGCUAUUUUUAGAGUGCUAACUCAAGCCGCAUUCUGUCUAUCCUUGCUGGGUGGCUCACAGAUAGACACACCCCACAUGCAGCAGCAGAGGUCUCCUUUGCAGGUAGCAUGGGCCUUGAGCUGAAUACAAGUGGAUCCAGACCAAUGACAUUGAGGAUGCAAAAACAAACUCAUUACAAAGGAGACAUGGCAAGAUGGCAUUAACCUGACUGCUGGUCAACUGUGUGCUGUGUGCUAAAGGAUGUAGAGUAGAUAUAGUUACAACACCCAAAGGAUUCAAAAGGAUGCUGUAAAAUCCCUGGGCAUUUUCAAUUGUAAAUGUUCUUUAAAUAAUAAAAAUGGCAAUUAUAAUUCAGUUAAAACACCUCUCUUGUUAGUACCUCUCCAGAAGUGACAAACAUCCAGUCUCUGGUAAUUCUAUUGCAGAACAAAACAUCUCUUCUAAUAAGAAAUAUUAGAAUACAUGGACCACAGUGAUAUAAUCAGUUAGAUGCUGUCAGGAACAUAAUGUGUGCUUCUGAAUCUUCUACCUCUUUCACGUAAUUCCUUUAGUAAGUGAACCUACCACUUACAGCCUUUUAAUGUAACAGAGCUCAGUUUAUCAAAUUUCUCUCUGAUUAAAGCAAGUCACAUUUAGAGGAGUCUCGUGGCAUCUUAAAGACCAAAAGAUUUGUUUGGGCAUAAGCUAAAAACCACUUGAAGUGGGGUUUUUACGCAGGAAAGCUUAUGCCCAAAUAAAACUGUUAGUCUUUAAGGUGCCACCGAACUUCUCACUGUUUUUGUGGAUACAGACUAACAUGGCUACCCCUCUGAUACUUAGUCAAAUUUAGGUUAGUUUUAAAUUAAGGCAUUUUUUGUCAGCAACUGUUAAGUAAGUAAGAUUUUAGAAGUAUGAUAUUUUAUUUAUAAGACAGUGUGCAGGUUUACAUCUACACAACACUGGCCUAGCAGAGGAACUUAUCCUCUUCGUGGCAAGAGAUUUUGGUAAGGAUUGUGAAUUAUGACAAAUAUAAAUGAGAACAGGGAGCGUGGGUACGUUUGAAAAGCAUUGGCAUCUACAAUGGCUUUGGGCAAAGAUUCUGCACUUUAAUGCAGAUUAUAGAUUUGUCAGUACAGAAGUAUGUAAUUGAUUAGUUUUGGAACCGACGUGAAGAAGUGCUCUCUAUAGCUCAAAAGCUUCUCUCUCUCACCAACAGAAGUUAGUACAGUAAAAGAUAUUACCACACCCACCUUGUCUCUCUAAUUUUGCAAAGGUUUAGUCUGAACAUAGGCCAAAGACAACAGGACAGAGAACUGUUAACAUGCACAUCUUAUGGAAGAGGGGUCUGAUCCAUUGCCCACUGAAGUCAGUGGGAGUCCUGUUGCCGUCAAGGGGCUUUGAAUCAGGCCCUUAAAUAUUUCUCCUAAAUAAGGAAAUUCUUAUGUAAAAAUGUCCAACUCAUUGUUUCACCACAAGGAAGAUAACUUCUCCAUGCAUUAGUUUUUUGUUCUUAGUAACUGAAAUGUUUAUCAUGUGCCUUUUCUGAUAUUUAGUUUGAAUACAAACUAGUGUGUAAUUUUGAAUAAUCUUGUAUAUAUUUUUCUAUAUAUUCUUUCAUUCCUCCCUUUCCAUUUUCCCAUUAAGACACAGCAGGAUUUGGUGGCCGAAAUUGAAUGUAACAUAGUGGCAGAUUAUAUAACAUUCAUAGUACACCUCUACCCCGACAUAACGCUGUCCUCGAGAGCCAAAAAAUCUUACUGCCUUAUAGGUGA